This is a messenger RNA of Danio aesculapii, 8167 nucleotides long. RefSeq names its product senataxin (gene setx). The transcript is spliced from 26 exons. Lineage: Eukaryota; Metazoa; Chordata; Actinopteri; Cypriniformes; Danionidae. Bases 158 to 7330 code for a protein of 2390 amino acids. Gene Ontology annotation, cellular component: nuclear body. Gene Ontology annotation, molecular function: transcription termination site sequence-specific DNA binding; helicase activity. The record is from RefSeq and is a predicted model, not a curated record. Gene Ontology annotation, biological process: termination of RNA polymerase II transcription.
AGCAAAAUUCAGCCUCAGAUAAGAGAGAGAGAGAGAACAUGUAAAGCACUUUGUCGAGUGGAUUAAAAGCAUUUACGACACUGUCAGUGGAGGAAUGAGAUGAUGCGGCGCUGAGAGACUCCAAGUUUCCUCCGUCGGAGCUUUGCGGGAGAUCAAGAUGGAGAAGUGUCUGUGGUGUACCACGUCUCUGGAUUCAGAGGGUGACGCAGCGAUGAUCGCCCUGUUGCGCAGCUACAGCUCAGGACAGCAGUCUGAAAUGGAGAUGGACUCUCUGAAUGAAGACCUCUGCUGCUGUCUGGAGUGUGUGGUGGAGUAUCAUCGAGCCCGAGAGAAUGUCCCUGAUCUGCACAAGUGCUUGUGGGAAAUGGAGAUUGCUCGACUCCUGCGCGUGUUGACGUCAAUUUUGGAUCAGGAGCUGGGAGAUGAGGAUGAUAUCUAUAUCAUUGAAGGCGAUCAUGAGCAGCCGGUGUUGAAGAUCUCUCCUGGAGAUUUCCAUACCCGUAUCCACGUCCCACUGUGUGAAAUUUUGAGAUAUCCAUACCUGCUGUGCUGCCGAGAGCUGUCUGAUAUGAUGGUUAGGGCCUUGUACAAGUUGCAGGAUUUGCAGCAGCCUUUGAAUGUGUCUGAGAAGUAUCAGGGAACAUAUCUGCUGCUCGUUCAUCCCGAUGAACAGGUGCGUCGCUGGGCAAUUGAUGCAGCAAAAACCGUGAAGAGUGUAGACCGGGAUGCCUAUUAUGACCUUCAGGAGAUCUUCACUUGCAUGUUUCACAUAAUCGAGCUUGGGAUAUCUUUGGAUUUACCAGAUUUGGAUCCUGAGUGUUUUGCAAGUGGAAAAGUGCCCAUGCUGCCCUCUCACCUCUACGAUGCAAAAAACAAGAAGAACUACUGGCUAGGCAUCUGUAUGUUACUAACACAGCUCAGCGCUGAGGCAAUGGACUCUCUCUUCGUGGGACAAUUUAAUAUCCCGCUUUGCAUACUCAAUACAAUGGAUGCAUUGAAAAAGGAGGAUAACUCCGCUUCUGACCCUUUCUGGCCAGCCCUCCACUGUUUCAUGGUCAUUUUAGACCGACUUGGUUCCAAGAUUUGGGCUCAGGUUGACCCUAAUAUGGCUUUCCAGACCAUCACUGGAGCAGCCAGCUAUAUGUGUGAAUUAAGAAGCAUCCAGCAAAAGACAAUGGGGAGGAUGGUUAAAGUAGAGCCAGAAUAUGACGACAAUGUCGUGACUUGCAGUCAGAUGGUGUAUGACUGUUAUGCCUCGAAAAAACAAGGCCAUGCACCUGGCUCAUCCAACAGUGGUGUUGGCAGCAACUAUGUGAUUUAUGAGGAUAUGCAAUCACUGGUCAGCGUGCUUGAUUCGGAGAUGGGCCAGAGCAUGCGUGUAUAUGGAUGCACUUUUUUGUGGUUCAUCCCAUUUGUCCGUUCCAUAAUGGAACUUCAAGAGCACAAUGCUUCCUAUAUUAGUGAAAUCAUCCACUAUCUUUGUGAUAAGAUCCGAGAUCAUCGAUACAUGCUGACUGGACAAGCAGGCGAGUGUGAUAAAGUGACUGAGCUCUUUGCUCGUAUCUUUAUUCAAAUCGUUGAGCUACACUUUACCGAAGGACGAAUGGGAAUACUUUCUCGCUGUCCCCCCAAGUGGGUUGAGGUGGUUGUCAUGUGCGUCGUCCUAUCGGAUGAACCUCAUGGACCCCCAGACAGGAUGGGUGGGAUACACAGUGUCAGUUCAACGUCUUACAAUCUUGGCAUUGUAGGAAGACCUACAUCUGAAUGUGGGAAUGGAGCAAUAAUUAAAGGCUGUUUGACACUUAUUCGGCAGCUGCUUAAAGAAGGGAAGAGGAGAUCUGACCCAGAUGCGGCCAUGUUUUUGAAUUUGCUUAACAAGCAGCUGCGUGGUGAUACCAACAAAAGGUGGAGUCUAACUUUUUCAAAUUCUGCAAAGCUUCAGCAAUGUUUGAGGAAAAUUGUGCAGCUAAUGGCUGAAAGACCUGGUAUUCCACCCCGAUCCGCACCAUCUGUUGAGGCAGCUACAAAUACGGUUGUUUCCAGAAAUUCAGUAUCAACCUGCCAACAACAAGAGGACCCGGAGGCAGGACCCAGCCGAGCUGCGUUUAUCAAAGAGGAGCCUCUUUGUAAUUAUGGAAAAAAAUCUUUCUCCAAUGAGGAAUUCUCAUGUGGGCCUAAGGAUGUCUUCAAGGCUAAGAAGGAACCUUCUGAUCCAGUGUUAAUUUCAGAGCUGAGGCCUGCGGUUGAGUUGACAAAUAUAAAACCAGAUCUGGGUAAACUGCAGGAAAUUCGAUCAAGAUUAAAUGAUGACCAGAGUUUGUCAAAGAUUGAAGCAAUUGCAAGAAAGAAGUCUGGUGUGUCAGCUAAAAAGAGGCCAGGUUUUGGGGCUAUAAAAAAUGAGGAGGAGGAUGAUGAUGAUGAUGAUGAUGAUGAUGAUGAUGAUGAACCCCUUCAUAUCACUCGAACCCGUCUGAUAAAAUCUGCUAUUCACAAGCUUGAAUCUAGUGACUCUGACGUUGACUGCAGAGUGUCUGCAGUUAACUCAAAGCAGAACGUAGAGUCCAGUACCAUUGUUAUCUCUGAUGACGAAGAUUCUGAUAAUGAUAUAAGGCCAAAUGACCCCUUGAGGUCUACUUACAAAGAAUGCACAGUGAAAAACAAAUCUCCAGAGAGUCCUGUCAUGCUUGAGAGUCCUGGGCGUGAUUAUGAUGAUCUAAGUGAAUCACAAGUGUUUGAGUUUGAGACCCAGCAAUAUGUGGCAUCUGCUUGGGAUAAUGCUGAUUUGGAUGGAUCAGUCUUGACGAAGCUCAAAUCAGAUGAAAUACUCAAGCCACAGUUGGAUGAAGCACCUAAUGUAGCAUCUCCCUCAUGGAGUUCAGAGACUGAACUGGUACCAGAUGAGGACAUUGAGAGGGCCUGUCAGCAGGCAGAAGAGAAGAUCAGACAACAGCAGCCACAAAAGCCAGCAGAUGAGAUGGAAAGAGGCUAUAAGCAGGCAGAAGAGAAAAUCAGACCACAGCAGACACGAGAGACAGCGGAUUUGCAUGAAUUCUCAUCCAAAGCAUCAAGUACUACAGAAAGCUGGGAUAAAUUUGCCAAACCAAAACCUCUAAAGACUAAAAUAACAAAAAACACUCCAUCUGAUAAGAGGGACCAUUUACAGGUUAAAAAGCCAGUGUUAAUUGAUGCCCUUGCUCAAAAAAUGAGACGCCACCCUUGGAAACGUAGCUCAACAUCUGAGGACAUGGAGGAACCUUCCUCUUCGACUACUCCAUCCUCAUCUGCUGUAUCUUCAUCAUCAUCAUCAUCAUCAUCAUCAUCUUCAUCCUCUCCAUCCUCCAGCUCCAUCACUUCUCCUUAUUUUUCUGCAUCUACGUCACGGAGCACCCCUGCCAUUGUUCCUCCAAAGAAGGUGCGUAAAAUUGCUGAGCCAGAAUCAACGGCGGAGCGUUUGGGAUUGAAAAAGAAGGAAAGGAAAGCGUUUGAUCUUUCUCAGCGUUCACUAGAUUGUGUGGCCAAACUUCGGUGCCAUGGCCAGAAAGUGCAGGUGGAGCCACAUCAGAAAAGAAGGCGAGUGUCUCGAACCACUAAGACUUCUCCGCAGAAACGUAUGGUGAAAGCCAACAAGAAACUAAUCGGAUCUCAAGAUAUUCAAUUUUUCAGGCAAAGUCGUGAGAAGCAUCAGAAGCCAGCAACAGAACCCAUUACAACAUCAGCUUCCAAAACAGUCAGUCGGCAAGAUGAAUUGCACUCAUCGAGACCAACAGUUCCAAACAAUGAGGAUGGUCACUUUUUGCCCUGUCCUCAACCAGAUGCCCAAUGUCAGCAGGAUAAUGAAAAGGGUGCAUUAGGGAGUAGUGAUUCUAGUGGGGAUGGGGUUGGGAAUAAGUUCCUCCAAGCUAGUGAGGCUGCUGAAGGCAACAUGGAAGGAGAGAAAUCUGUUCAAGAAUCAAAAGAGGAUGUUGAUGAAGAAUGGAUGUUCUAUACACAGAUGGAACCUACAGACAUGGAAAUCUGUUCACAAAUGGAGCAAUUUGAGGAUGAAAAUGAUGAACUCUUUCUUACCCAGAGAGAUCCUGUUGACAUGGACAUCGAUACAGAUAGUGAGUCAGAUACCCCCGGUCAACCUGACUUCACAGACAAAAAUUUACAGCCACCUAAUGCUGCAAAUGAUCAUUUGUUCUUGAAGCCAGGCAUGUCACCCAUGUCUCAGAAAAAAGCCAAACCUUCCACCACUAAAAUAUACACUCCCAGCUCCCGUAGUGCCUCACUUGUCCUUGAAAUGGAAAAAGGAGCCAAGCCUCCCCCUCCUGCAAAUGUUGCUAAAGCAAAAAUUCCUCGAUUACCCAUAGCAAUGCCACCACCAAAACUGCCACCCCCCAAAAUGUUCCAGCCUCUACCCCCUCCACAAUUACCAAAGCCACCUGCCUUAAAACAAGUAACCCUUCCUCAGGGCAGUGUCCCCAAGUUGGUCACCAGUAAUAAAAUAAGCUCAACCUCAGAACCCCCAUCGUACAAGGUAUACCAAAGACCAGAGGCUCCAGUUAACAAGCCAGUAAACAAACCAGUGCCUACAAUGGAUCAAAGCCCAAAGUUUGACCUUUCGGUCUUAACCCAAGCAAUUCUUAAAUGGGAAUACAGAAUGCUUGAUAAUUACAAAGCAUUUGGGAGUCCACUUGAUCUGUGCCAACUGCCGCUGAAGGAGGUGCCAGUAAAUUUUCCUUCCUACCUGGAGUACUUCAACACCUUGUACCCACUGCUGCUAAUUAAUGCAUUUGAAGAGAUGGCUAAUGAAUGGCUUAAAGAGGGAAGGGUCAAACUGUACCUAAAAGUCCAAGGUAUUGAAUACAGCAAUCGCACUGCUAGUGCCAGCUUCAUUGCCGGCCUUUCUCACGAAUGUGAUCUGAAACAAAUUUACCCAAAAGAAGAUGACCUUGUAUUGCUUUGGCUGCCAGACAACACUGGGGCAUACGCCCAGGAUGAACCAAAUUUUCAUGAUCUACAUCCUCAUUUUGGCUAUGUAUCCCGGUCCAAUGUUUCAAACAGAACUCCAGGUUCCAGGUCAACUUUAAACCUGACAAUUCAGACACGUGGUAAUGUGUCAUCAGUGAAUUCCCAACCUGUGCUCUGUGAAGUUGUUGGAUCAUUGAUCAGCAUAUUUCGGGAGUUUCGUGCACUGUGUUUGCUGAGAAAUGGACCAAUGCUACGUCCUCUUCUUGCACCCCAUGUGUCUUUUUUCACACAUUCUUUGGAUGGACCAUCGGACCUAGAUGCACCAGAAUUCAACCGGGACCAGGCAAGAGCAAUAGCUUGUGGGAUCGCUAUGAUACACCGAAAACAGAAGACCCCAAAAUUUCUCCUUAUUCAUGGUCCUCCUGGCACUGGGAAGAGUAAAACAAUUGGUGGCCUGUUGUACAAACUGCUGUCUUCGGCUACUAAUAGUUCUGCUCCUGUGGGCAACCUUCACUCCAAGUCUCGACGGACACGCGUUCUUCUCUGUGCACCUUCUAAUGCUGCCAUUGACAGUCUGAUGAAGAAAGUCAUCUUGAUCUUUAAAGAGAAAUGCCGAAACAUUAACGCACCUCAAGGUAACUGUGGUGACAUAAACCUGGUAAGACUGGGAAGUGAAAGAACCAUCUCAAAGUCACUAAAACCUUUCAGCCUCGACCACCAGACUAAAGCAAGAGCUCAGCGAGCCCAGCAAACUGUAGAAUCUGAUGUACACAGGCGGAAGGAGCAACUGGACCAGAUGAUUGAAAAUCUCUCUCAUCAAUGUGCAAAAACCCAGAAGAAUUCUACUGAGUUCAAAAAUUUAAUUGAGCAGAAGAAGCAGUUUCUGAAGGAAAGAGAAGGGCUGAGUCGGCAGAUUAAAGAGUGUCGCAGCAGAAGACAGGAGAGUCAAGCUCUUGUCCUUCAGAAUGCUCAUGUGAUCUGCUGCACGCUCAGCACAAGUGGAAGUAUUGUCCUUGAAAACGCCUUCCGACGUCUGGGACAUGAGCCAUUUAGCUGCGUCAUCAUCGAUGAGGCUAGUCAGGCUAAAGAAACGGAGACGCUGAUUCCCAUGCUGUAUCGAUGUCCUUCUGUUAUACUUGUUGGUGAUCCUAACCAGCUUCCACCAACCGUUGUCUCCCAGAAAGCAAAGGAGUUUGGCUUCGACCAGUCUCUGAUGGCACGGUUAUGCAAAAGUCUUCACCCCUCAAACUCAAAACUCCCUCCAAUCCUUCUACUCAGUAUGCAAUACCGCAUGCACCCAGACAUCUGCGAAUUCCCUUCCAAGUACAUCUACAACAGCGCACUCAAAAAUGACUGGCAGGGGCAGUGCAGACAGGAGCAGGAGAUUAGGACUGUGUCUGAAUUCAGACUCCUCAGGUCAUUGAGCGGACCAUGCGUGUGUGAGACUGCUCAGAAGCGCUGCUCCCUCAGCUGGCCCUUCAAGCCCUACAAAGUGUUUGACGUGAUGGAUGGGAGAGAGACCAAGGAGAGAGACUCAUUUAUCAACCAUAAAGAGGUCAAACUGGUGGAGCUGCUGUUAAAGCUGCUGUGUAAGGAGCAAGCGGUGCGAGUCGGUGUCAUCACGCCAUACAAUGCCCAGAAACAACGGAUACUGGAUGCCAUCAAGACUUCAGGCAUCAACAAGCAGCUUCAGGUGGAAGUGGACACAGUUGAUGGCUUUCAGGGUAGAGAAAUGGACUGUAUUAUUGUGUCCUGUGUGAGAGCCAGCAGUGAAAUGGGUUCCAUUGGGUUUGUUGGAAAUCGCCAGAGGAUGAACGUAACGAUCACCAGAGCCAGGUUUAGUCUCUUCAUACUGGGACAUCUACGCACACUCAGGGAACAAAGUGAUUGGGGAGCGUUGAUUGAGGACGCAGGGCGACGUGAAUGUAUAAUCAACACCAUGCAGAAAAAUUUCGAAAGCGACGUCAAGAAGAUCGUUAAACAAAAACCAAACACGGUGAGCCGCAGUCUUUCUCAUCCCCCUAUAGACCGACCAAGCGCUGUGACCCGACCCGCUAUGCAUUCCCCUGUGGAGGCAGGGCCUUCAUCUGUACCCCGCCCCCAUCACGACACCACUCAGGCUGCACAGCCAAUGCCACGGCUCAUACCAUUGGAGUGCCCUAAAGAUCCGCGAAUGAGUGACAGGCCUUCAGACCCACGGUUUUCAGAACGGCGGCCAAUCAGAGAAGAGACACAAGACAGAAGUAGACGGGAUAUUCCAGCAUCACGCCAUUCAUCACACAGAUCUAAUUCAUAUGAUGGAAGUCAUCGAAGUUCUGGACAGACUUCCAGAUACUCUUCAAAACACCGUGGUUCUUCACCACCAAGGAGGAGAUGAUUUAAUCAUCUGUUUUUAUUUGUCAUUUAAAACUUUACAGCAAUGCAUUGAGUCUUUCUUUUCUUCCUUUCAUCAAUGUGUUUGACUCUGCACAAAGCGUCAGUGUUCAACAUCUCGUUCUCAGGCAGUUGCUUUACAGUUAGCUUGACUAAAUCAUUUUGUGGUGGUGUUUAUGUAAUUUUUGGACUCUUCCUAAUAAUUCUGUGCUGCAAAAUGAACAUUUAUAAAGUGUUUUAUUCAUGAAGGAGGAUGUUUUGUUUUGUAUAAGAGGUUUGGGUUUUUGGACCUUAUGUUUGUCUCCAAAAAAAAAAAAGAAUAAUGCAAUAACUGCACUCAUAAGCAGUCUGACUUGCUCAGAAAUAACCUUUUGUAUGUAUAGUUUUUGACUUAUUUGAAUGUAAAAUAGAUUUGUGGAUUUAUGAGCGGAUUGGUUUGGUCUGUAAUUGUCACGCGUGCAUUGCUGUUUGUGUUUCACUCAUUGUUUUAUACUGACUUUUAAUAUACAGAUGUAUUUCUUUGUUUGACUGUUAGAAUCAUCCUUUUUCAGGUGUAAAAAUUAGAGAGGCUAAGAAUUGUUGGAAAAAGCCAAAAACAAAACAGUGUUCGUUAACAUUUUAAUUUCAAAUGUAUUGUGUUGGAGUUGUGAAUGAAAGUUAAGUUUGAUGUUGUAUAGUUAAAUUCUUCCAGCCUGGAGAUUGAGACAUUAACCCUCCUACCGUAGCAUUUAUUACUGAGUUUUAUCUUGAGUGAUCAGUUUUACAGUGUAUGAAGAGGUCUUUGCUUUGUACAGAAGCACUUUUUUUUGUAGACGGGAAAUUAAAAGUUUUCUGUAUUUAA